This is a messenger RNA of Colletotrichum karsti, 2694 nucleotides long. Its product is annotated as glycosyl hydrolase family 3 N terminal domain-containing protein. The coding region runs from base 1 to 2694 and encodes 897 amino acids. The transcript is spliced from 2 exons. Gene Ontology annotation, biological process: glucan catabolic process. Gene Ontology annotation, molecular function: beta-glucosidase activity. The record is from RefSeq and is a predicted model, not a curated record. NCBI's taxonomy places the organism in Eukaryota, Fungi, Ascomycota, Sordariomycetes, Glomerellales, Glomerellaceae.
AUGACAGCCAGUGAUCCCGCCACCAUGGCAGCGAGCGUCCGGGAGCCAACGCACAUCAAUGCGUUGCGUCCCCGAGCUGCCGACGAAGACGAUAUCUCCUUCCUUUUGAAUGGCCAUUCCUGCAGCUUCUCGACCGACAUGAUGCCCGAUGAGAGCCAAUUUACCACUCGCAGCUUCACCAGCAGUCGCACCAAGGAAGCCAGCCACAAUCACCGCCACCAGCAGCACUUCACCAGCAAAGGAUUUGUCAACCUCCCCAAGCCACAAUGUACGAGCCGGUCUCGCCAAUCAUGGACCAGAGUCGUGUUGUUCCUCACGGGCCUCAUCCUAAUCUCGGCCUGGUAUGCCAGCAGGCCAUACGGCGCCGGCAGCGGGCGCUGGCCAGCCCGCCGACCAACACAAUCCCCUGCUUCACCUUCACCCGCCCGGACCUGGGAUACGGCGGUCUCCAAGGCGGCCGACUUUACGGCGCGGCUCAACCUUACCGAAAAGACUCUUGUGGUUACUGGUCGGCUCGGUCUUGAGGCCGGCGGCUGCAUCGGUAACAUUCCGCCGAUCGAGCGGGUGGGCUUCCGCGGCCUCUGUCUGCUCGACGGCCCCACGGCGCUGGACCGCGCCGAUCUUAUUAGCGUCUUCCCGGCCGGUAUUACCACGGCGGCGAGCUGGGAUAAGGAACUCAUCUAUCAGCGCGGGAAAGCCUUGGGUGAGGAAUUUCGCGAUAAAGGUGUCCAUGUUGGACUCGGCCCGGUCGCUGGACCGCUGGGCCGGAACCAGCUUGGUGGACGCAAUUGGGAGGGCUUUUCUGUUGACCCUUACCUCACCGGAGUUGCUAUGCGCCUCACCAUCCGAGGCAUGCAAGAUGCAGGCGUGCAAGCUUGCGCGAAACACUUCAUCGGCAACGAACAAGAAACACAACGAACUAAUUCCUGGCUCCAAAAUGGCACCGAAAUCGCCGCAAUUUCUUCGAACAUCGACGAUCGCACCCUCCAUGAACUGUACCUGUGGCCCUUCGCCGAUUCUGUCCGGGCUGGAGUUGCCAGCGUCAUGUGCAGUUACAACCGACUGAACCAAACUUAUGCUUGCGAGAAUUCCAACCUUUUAAACCGGAUUCUUAAGGAUGAGCUAUCGUUCAAGGGAUAUGUGCAGAGUGACUGGUUCGCCACUCAUUCCGGCGCCGAAUCGAUCAAUGGAGGCUUAGAUAUGAACAUGCCGGGGCCGAUCGGGCAUGCCGAGACCCUAACGGGUGAGACCUACUGGGGAGCAAACAUCACGAAGAUGAUCAAAGACGGCUCUGUCUCCGAGGAUAGACUUGACGACAUGAUUCGACGGAUCAUGACACAAUAUUAUCUUUUCAAGCAGGACAGCGCUGAUUAUCCAACCGUCGACCCUUCAAUCAUUUUCACGAUUGCCGCGCAAUCGAAUCUCCUGGACUUGAUUCCCUUCGAUCCGCCGCCAAGUCGCGACGUGCAGCGUGACCACGCAAAGGUUAUACGCAAGCUUGGUGCCGAGGCCACUGUUCUUCUGAAAAACGUCAACGGGACCCUUCCUCUUCAGAAGCCUGCCAACAUCGGCGUCUUCGGUAAUGAUGCCGCAGAUCCCGCAGACGGCCUUGUUUUUGGCGCCGGUUUUGAGAUCGGCACGCUGAGUGUCGGCGGCGGCUCAGGCACCGGGCGGCACACGUACCUCAUCUCUCCUCUCGAGGCGAUCAAGGCUCAGGCUCGCAAGACCGGCUCGCGUGUGCAGUAUAUCCUCAACAACAAGGUGUUGGCGGCCGGAGACUUCAGCAGCCUCUAUCCCAUCCCAGAAGUUUGCCUCGUGUUCUUGAAUACCUUUGCUUCUGAAGGUUACGACCGAACAGAUAUCGAGGCUGAUUGGGAUUCCACAUUGGUCGUCGAGAAUGUGGCCAAGCGCUGCCCGAAUACCGUCGUCGUGACGCACUCAGCCGGCAUCAACACUUUGCCGUGGGCCAACAAUCCGAAUAUCACGGCCAUUCUGGCCGCUCAUCUACCCGGACAAGAAUCGGGGAACUCUAUUGUCGACGUCCUUUGGGGAAAAGUCAACCCUUCUGGCAGGCUCCCGUAUUCCAUUCCGGUGGAUGCCAAGGACACCGACAUCCCCAUCGUCAACCUCACAGAGUCGGAGGUAUCCUCGCCCACUGCAUGGCAAGCCGACUUCACGGAGGGUUUGUUCAUAGACUACCGCCAGCUCGACGCCCGCAACAUCGACCCGCUUUAUGAGUUCGGCUUCGGCUUGAGUUACACCACCUUCGAGAUGCAGCGGUCGUUGAAGAUCAAACAGUUGAGUAGAAUCAUUGCAGCGACACCAGAGCCAUCUCUCUUCAAAGCACCGGGAGGAAACCCGGACCUUUGGGCACCUGUCAUUCGCAUCACAGCUCACAUUACCAACACGGGGCACGUUGCUGGCUCAGCUGUGCCCCAGUUGUAUGUUUCCUUGCCGCAGGACUCCGUUCCGGAGGGCACCCCUCUGCAAGUUCUUCGCGGGUUUGAAAAAGUCUUUCUAGAGCCGAAAAAGUCCAAGAGCGUUGAUUUUGAGUUGCUUCGGAGGGAUGUUAGUUAUUGGGACGUGGCGUUACAGACUUGGGUAAUUCCCGAAGGACCGAUUGCAUUCAAACUUGGGUUUAGUUCUCGCGAUAUCAAAGCCAGCGCGCAGCACGUUAUUCGUCCGUCUUCUUGA